UUCUCUCGUCUCUCCACAGAUGCCAACGGGGGAAUAUUAUAACGGCAACUUUCCAUACUCGUUCGACUACGACCUGCUACUCCUUGACAUACGGGUCCCAUAGUGUUAAAGCCCCACAGAUCAGUGACCUAUCUUCCCCAGCAAAGCCCUCGUCCUUAUCCCCAAUCCCCACGGCAGCGUCCCAUCCCACCCGUCCCCAUCUGAUCUGCCCGUCGGCGUAGGCCCCCACCGCGCCUCCUUCCCCUCGCCGUGGCGAAACCGAGCAGCCAGUAGCAGCAGGAGUAGGUGCUCCGUGCCCCGCUCUCCAACACCAAAAAGUGGAACCCCCUCACGCCCACGCGAGGUGGUCGACGGAGAGCCGCAAAGGAGGAGGAGGAGGAGGAGGAGGUGUCGGGAUCCGGCGGGCCGCCCAUGUCGAGCGGCGCGGACGGAUCCGAUCCCAGCACGGGCCUUGGCCCGGGGACGAUCCCAGAGCUGCCGGACCGUGAGCCGCCUCUGCUGCAGGCGCCGUCGCCGGCGCCGCAGCAGGAGGCGGUGGUGCCGCAGACCGAGGCGCCGGUGCCAGUGGUAACCAUCGUGAUCUCGCGGCCAGGGGAGGAGGUUCAGACGCCCGAUGCAAAGGUUGGCUCCCCGGCGUGCUCCCCGCAGGCCGGUGACGGCAAGGCUACGGCCACCUCGGCUUCGUUGACCGCUUCGGCGGCCGAGCUAGGAAGGUCUGACAGCUUCGACGACUACGAGCAAUGCAGAGCCGCAAAGGAGGAGGUGAAAGGAUCCGGCGGGCUGCCUGUGUCGAGCGGCACGGACGGAUCAGAUCCCAGCAUGGGCCUUGACCCAGGAAUGAUCCCAGAGCCGCCAGACUGUGAGCCGCCUCUGCUACAGGCUCCGUUACCAGCGCCGCAGCAGGAGGUGGUGGCAUCGCAGGCCAAGGCGCUGGUGCCAGCGGUCACCAUUGUGAUCUCGCGGCCAGGGGUGGAGGUUCAGAUGCCCGAUGCAAAGGGUGGCUCCCCGGCGUGCUCCCCGCAGGCCAGUGAUGGCAAGGCUACGGCCACCUCGGUUUCCUUGACUGCUUCGGCGGCCGUGAAGGAGGCCGAGUUGGCAAGGUCCGACAGCUUCGAUGACUACGAGCAAUGCAGAGUUUGUCAACAGAAGACAGAAGAACCUCUAGUUGACCUUGGAUGCAGAUGUCGUGGUGAUCUUGCAAAAGCACAUCGCACAUGCAUUGAUGUUUGGUUUCGUACUAGAGGUUCAAACAAGUGUGAGAUAUGCCAGCAGGUUGCUGUCAAUAUCCCCCCUCCAGAGACGCAAGCAAGUACAAGUUAUUGGGUUUGGAGGGUUGAUUCGACUUAUGGAAGGGGACGAGGAGGACGUGAAAGGGGAUGGUUUAGCCCACUUUGGGUUGCAUUUGCAAUUUUGAUUGGUGGUCUCUUAUUGGAUGUGCUGAUAUCUGUUUCUCUCGGUGUUUCCGCGCUCCCUGUCAAUAUAAUAAUUGGCGUUCUUAUAGUUCUGGGAUUGGGCACCGCCCUUCGUCUAGCUCUUGAGUGCUGUCAGGAAUGGGGCUCAAGGAGGAACGCGAGCAACAUGCCGAGGCUGGAGAACAUACCGCCGACUGGGUACCACCCUGCAGUAGUAUAAUCCUUAUGGGACUUGUAAAUAGCGUAGGAACAUCUAAGCUCGUGCUGCCCUGUGAUGAUAUUCUCGCAAUUAGCUUUAGCUCACACGUUGCUCGUUAAUGUCGAGCUCAAAUUCAAAGCUUGUUGAUUGCGAUCGAGUUCAUACUCUACUAGUCCACUCCAAAUUGUAAAUACAGAGUUACUGAUACUCAGUGUUCACGGGCUAGUGUUGAUGCCAAACUGGCAGCACCUUAAUUGGAUGCUGUCCGGCAAUCAUUCAGCACGACAGCGCUAGGUUUCUUCUUCCUUGUACGGUUUGCUCUGACAAAUCGGAGGUUGUGCUUCAUCUUAUUUGUGGUUUGUGAUUAUAGGCAAUUGUUAAGGCCAUUUGAGCCAAUGCUGUUUUCAUGCGUU
Molecule: messenger RNA, 2024 nt
Organism: Sorghum bicolor (sorghum)
Lineage: Eukaryota; Viridiplantae; Streptophyta; Magnoliopsida; Poales; Poaceae
Exons: 7
Coding region: 412-1632 (406 amino acids)
Molecular function (GO): zinc ion binding
Source: RefSeq, a predicted model, not a curated record